Diabrotica virgifera virgifera (western corn rootworm) is the source of this 893-nucleotide messenger RNA. RefSeq names its product myosin-2 essential light chain (gene Mlc-c). Lineage: Eukaryota; Metazoa; Arthropoda; Insecta; Coleoptera; Chrysomelidae. The record is from RefSeq and is a predicted model, not a curated record. Gene Ontology annotation, cellular component: myosin II complex. The coding region runs from base 132 to 575 and encodes 147 amino acids. Gene Ontology annotation, molecular function: calcium ion binding; myosin heavy chain binding. The transcript is spliced from 5 exons.
UCGUAUAAACUAAAGGAUUUUAAUAUUUAAACUUCCCGCUAUCUCUAGCGUUAGAAUGUUGAACUAUUACAAAAUUUGUGUAGACGUCAUUUGAAUUUUAUUUUUGACAGUUGAGUAAUCAAACUACUAAUAUGGCAAAUUAUUCUGAAGAUCAGAUGGCCGAAUUCCAAGAGGCCUUUCAACUGUUCGACAAUCGGGGUGAUGGAAAAAUUCAUGUUGCCCAAAUUGGAGAUGCUUUAAGAGCUUUAGGACAGAAUCCCACAGAAUCUGAUGUAAAGAAAUACACCCAACAACACAAACCUGAUGAGCGAGUCUCAUUCGAAGUUUUUCUUCCUAUUUAUCAGCAAAUUUCAAAAACCCGGAGCGCUGACACCGCCGAGGAUUUCAUCGAAGGAUUACGUCAUUUUGAUAAAGACGGAAAUGGUUACAUCAGUUCCGCGGAACUUCGACACCUUCUGACAUCAUUAGGAGAAAAACUUGGCGAUGAUGAGGUUGAACAAUUGCUUAUGGGCCACGAAGACUCUCACGGAAAUGUAAAUUAUGAAGAUUUCGUCAAAGCGAUUAUGUCCGGUUAAGUUAUAUAAUGCAGCUGUCAUCCACAUUUUAUAAAUUAUAUAAAUUUAAUUUAAAAUAUCGCAUUUAAUCAUUUUUUUUAUAAAUUUUGUAUAAGCAACUCCAUUCCAAUUUUAUACCCUUUUACUAAAACCGGUUUGACAUAUUAUGUUGUAGUCAUUAUUUUUUAAGUUAAUAAAAUAUUUACAAUUUGACGGCAUUUUUGAAAAUGUCAGGUGUAUAGACUGAAAACUUUUCAGUGUUGACCGUUUUGGUCGUAUUAUUGUUUACACAGUUUUAUUAUAAGUAUUAUUUGGUAUAGAAUAAAAAAAUUACUUACU